GUCCAAUAUUGGGCGCUGCCAGUUGCGCAAAAGCGCUGCCGAUCAGCUCUCUCUGUGUCUUCUGAAGGGUCAAGAGUUCCUGCGACAAAGCGCGUCGGACAGUGCAAACGACAUUGCAGAACUGCAUUGAAUCCGCUGCUAAGUUGAUAAGUUGAACUUUAUCUUUCAGGGGAGUGACCUCCGAGAAAUCAUUAUGUAGCCGCCUUCAAAGACAGCCUAUGCUAUUCGAGUUCGACCAAAACCCGCUCUCCUAACGUCACAAGUCCCUCUCUAUCAGAAGCUGAUGUAAAUGCUGAUGUCAACAGGGAGCAGCGCAUUGUCAAUUCAGCUGAGAGCGCCAGCUGUUCAAUUGAUCCAAUGCGGCACUCCUGCCCAGUCCGACAAUUUCGAGAUUUCAUCAGGAGAAGCUCAUGCAGAUUGUGGUCUGGUUGAGCUGCAGAGAAGUAUCGAAAGUAGAUCCCUUGCAUGAACCAUAUAGCAGCCCCUGCUGAUUCGCCCAGGCACAGAAAGCGGCGGAAGGCACCCUACACACCAUUUGACUCGCAUCUCUCAGAAUACGACGUUGAGGGAGGCAGUCCUCGCCUCAAAGAGCUGACUCACGGUGACACAAAGAAGGGACACCACAGUCCCAAGCAGGUCAUUGGUGGCUUCUGGUGGCCUGCAAGUCCGCCCCACGCAAAAGUGGAUCCUGCUCUUGCUGAAAGAGGGCCUGCGUUGGCGAUAAGCAGGAUGGCUGCUGUCGGAGCGGAUGAGAGCAAGGGGCGUGGCACUCCGAGCUUCCGGAAUCCUACACGCAGCACAGACAAUCUGCUGAAGGUCUUCUGCGGUGUAGCAAUUCUCCUGAUCAUUGGCAUCACCGCACUUCAUCACACCUCUCCACGACAUCAUCACUCAGACGAAACGUCGGAUGGGAGCUACCGACCGACAUGGGGAGGCUCUGCAUGGGAGGCAACUGUGCGGAAGUCAGCAGAGCGCUCGGAGGAUGGACACUUGGUUGUGCUCGUGACUGGGGCUGCAGGGUUUGUGGGGUCGCAUGUGUCAAUGGCUCUGAAGAAGCGGGGAGACGGAGUUGUUGGUCUGGACAACUUCAAUGACUACUAUCCAGUUGCGUUGAAAAGGGCUCGUGCCGCGAAUCUUGCCAACGCUGGCAUUUUCGUGGUGGAGGGUGACCUGAACGAUCAAGCUCUCCUAGCUCGCCUUUUCAAGCUUGCGGGAAUCACGCACGUCCUUCACUUAGCUGCUCAGGCUGGAGUUAGAUACGCUGUCCACAAUCCCAAGGCUUAUGUGCACAGCAACAUCGCCGGGUUUGUGUCACUGUUUGAGGAAUGCAAGAAUGCGAAGCCUCAACCAGCCAUCGUGUAUGCGUCCUCGAGCAGUGUCUACGGGACGAACGAAAAGGUGCCCUUCUCGGAAGAUGACCGGACCGACCAGCCCGCCAGCUUGUAUGCAGCGACCAAGAAAGCUGACGAAGUUUUGGGGCACACGUACAACCACAUCUACGGCCUCUCCAUCACGGCUCUCAGGUUCUUCACCGUGUACGGCCCCUGGGGCCGCCCCGACAUGGCCUACUUCUCCUUCACGCGUAACAUCAUGGACCGCCAGCCGAUCAAGAUCUUCCAGGGCCCGGACCAGACCGAGCUGGCACGUGACUUCACGUUCAUCGAUGACGUCGUCAAGGGCUGCAUAGCGAGCCUGGACACCGCGGAGCCGAGCAUCGGGUCCGAGGGGCGCAAGCUGGGCCAGCGCGCGCAGCUGCGGACGUUCAACCUGGGAAACACGCAGCCGGUGCAAGUCAGCACGUUCGUGGGCAUCCUGGAGAAGCAUCUGAACCGGGAAGCCAUCCGGAAUUACAUUCCGAUGCCCAGUACUGGCGACGUCCCCUUCACGCAUGCUAACGUGACCAGAGCACGAAAUGAGCUUGGGUACAACCCGUCCACUGACCUCGAGACUGGACUAGGCCACUUUGUCAAGUGGUACCUUGAUUACUACGGCCAGGGAUCAAAGAACGAAGCUUCGCUUCAAGGUUACAAGCCGUACUAGUACCCCUGCUUUGAUCUUCCAUAAAACGGCUUCAUUACUCGGCAUUGAUGCACGCGGAAUUCAGCAAAGGUCUCCGGCCUUUCCAAGCCAUAUUUUAGCGUACAUGGAUGCAAAAGUAGCGUAAAUCGAGCAAGGACUGACUUAAUCGGAUAGUUACAGUCAAGUGGCCCUUGAAACAAGGUGAGAAGCACAUAUUUUAAGUGCAGAAUAGACUGAAAUCAUUCUUCGAGUUCAGGCCGUAAUAAUAAGAAAAAUAUAAGCCAUCCAACGCCUUGUUAGAUUGACAGAGCCAAGAGAAGAAGCUGAGCUAGCUGAGCGGCUACUGAGCACGUUAUGUAAGACGGUGACCAUCUACAGUGCCUAACUGAUUGGUAAGUGUGUUCGAUCCAAUCGGUUGAAAUCAAUCACCAUGUGUUAAGGGAAGGAUGAAGCCUCGGACUCAAGGCUGAGCGAGAGAGGGAGUCCAUAGCGUUCUAGAAGUAGCCCGCGACCAUGCCCCUAACUCGGAGGCCGCAGAAGCCACCACUCCAGAUCUCAAAAAAGAUUGCCGUGCAGGAUAAGGUAGUUUCAGCCGUCAAAAAGUCCAUCGACGGCGCAAAUGUGCCCCAUCCAAACAGCAGACAGAAAGUAGUGACAAUUACGGGGCAAAAAUGCUCUGCGCGUGCACAGUGUGCAAUUUGCCGUACCGCCGCACGAGCAAAAUGUUACCGGAG
Molecule: messenger RNA, 2753 nt
Organism: Klebsormidium nitens
Lineage: Eukaryota; Viridiplantae; Streptophyta; Klebsormidiophyceae; Klebsormidiales; Klebsormidiaceae
Source: the annotation of a GenBank genome assembly